GGGCCGAGCCGACCGAGCCGGAGCGGGCGGCGGAAGGCCGGCGCGGCGAGUGGUAACCAUGUCGGUGUUCGGGAAGCUGUUCGGGGCUGGAGGGGGGAAGGCCGGCAAGGGCGGCCCGACCCCCCAGGAAGCCAUCCAGAGGCUUCGGGACACGGAGGAGAUGCUAAGCAAGAAGCAGGAGUUCUUGGAGAAAAAGAUCGAGCAGGAGCUGACGGCCGCCAAGAAACACGGCACCAAAAACAAGCGCGCUGCCCUCCAAGCACUGAAGCGCAAGAAGAGGUAUGAGAAGCAGCUGGCACAGAUUGAUGGUACCCUGUCAACCAUUGAGUUCCAGCGGGAAGCCCUGGAGAAUGCCAACACCAACACGGAGGUGCUCAAGAACAUGGGCUAUGCAGCCAAGGCCAUGAAGGCUGCCCACGACAACAUGGACAUCGAUAAAGUUGAUGAGUUAAUGCAGGACAUUGCUGACCAGCAAGAACUUGCAGAGGAGAUUUCCACAGCCAUUUCCAAACCUGUAGGCUUUGGAGAAGAGUUCGAUGAGGAUGAACUCAUGGCGGAAUUAGAAGAACUAGAACAGGAGGAGCUAGACAAGAAUUUGCUGGAGAUCAGUGGACCCGAAACAGUCCCUCUACCAAAUGUUCCCUCUAUAUCCCUUCCAUCCAAACCCACCAAGAAGAAGGAAGAGGAAGAUGACGACAUGAAGGAAUUGGAGAACUGGGCCGGAUCUAUGUAACUGGUCCAGCACAGGCUGGGUCCAGACAGACUCUGUGGCCUGUGUGGCGGGCAGGCGCGUGCGUGCGUGUGUGCGCAGGGCAGGCAGAAGGCGGUGCAGGCAGCCUCCAUCGCUCGACUCUCACUUCAAAGCAGUAGGCCGCAUCACUGCUCACUCUCGCAUAGCAUGGUCUGCGCCCAGUGGGGCGG
Molecule: messenger RNA, 921 nt
Organism: Jaculus jaculus (lesser Egyptian jerboa)
Lineage: Eukaryota; Metazoa; Chordata; Mammalia; Rodentia; Dipodidae
Gene: Chmp4b
Product: charged multivesicular body protein 4B
Exons: 5
Coding region: 59-733 (224 amino acids)
Biological process (GO): vesicle budding from membrane; late endosome to vacuole transport via multivesicular body sorting pathway
Cellular component (GO): ESCRT III complex; cytoplasmic side of plasma membrane; multivesicular body
Source: RefSeq, a predicted model, not a curated record